Messenger RNA from Spirodela intermedia, 552 nucleotides. The record is from the annotation of a GenBank genome assembly. NCBI's taxonomy places the organism in Eukaryota, Viridiplantae, Streptophyta, Magnoliopsida, Alismatales, Araceae.
AUGGAGAAGAAGCUGAGCGCCAUCAACUGGACUGCGCCUGUGCCGGUGCUGGAGAAGAAGCUCUACGCCACGGACGUCAGCGCCGGCCACUGUCGGCUCCUCCUCGCGGAGAACAACGGAGACGAGGGCGAGUCCAAGCCUGAGGGGAGAGGUCCCGAGGUUCUACUCAGCCUGCUGACGGACGCCGAGAAGGCGGCGGUGGCCGCCAAGAACGGGGGCCUGCCGGUGCUCCUGCUCGACAGGUGGGGACGGGAGUAUCCGGCGGCCAAGCUGAGGCUAUGGUGUAGCAGCGGUUCCUACGUCCUCCUGGGCAAGUGGAUGGACUUUGUCCGACAAAAUGAGCUCGACCCCGGCGACGUCAUCGACGUCUACUUCUUCCGGCCUCGGUUCGCAGAGGAAGGCGGCGCGGCCGCUAGGGUGGGCCUGGUCGUCUGCUCCCGGGUCCACCCGGAGGAGGAGGAGAGGCGGCGGCGCGACGGUCCAGAGGUGAGGAAAUGGCGGUGCGAGGAGAAGGGGGACCAGAUGAGGAAGCACAAGCGGCGCAAGUGUUAG